CUGUACUAAACACCCUGGCAACGUUGUCAUCAACGACGUAUGGAUUUAAAGUAGCUCCCCUACCGUAUGUCAAUCGUGCGUCUAAUUCAGUAUUGCAGUACAGUUUAUUAUUGAAUUAAAAUAAAAUACAUAAUUUGUAGCAUAUACAAGUAUUUUAACACGUGUCAUAAUUGCGACAUAACAUAUUUUAUUGCUUAAAGUGUAGGAAUACUUCUAGUAAAACUUUCGAAAUUCCCGCAAUAUCUGAAAAUUGAUUGGGUUGAUAGGGACGUUAGCGCGGAAAUACAUAAUAGUUUUAACACGGAAUGGCUCAAGGAGAUCCCCGUAAAUGGCACAUGCCAGGAUGGAGAAUAGAACAGAAAUAUUCACCCGGAGUUUUAAUUGGAAAUUGGGAUGAAGAAAGAUACACAUUCCAACGAGGUAACACAAAACACAACAGCACUCACAGAGUUGACUUUCGCAAUGUUGGUAGCCACAGACCAGAUGUUGUUGUGCGAAGAAAAGCUUUACUAAGAAACGACGGCCUAGGACCAGAACAUCUAUUUUGGCAUCAUGGUAAUAGAUACACCAAUAAUAUGUUGUCAUGGUACGAUGAACAUUACAACGGGCGAUGGAAGGAGAACACACUGCCACCUAGCCGGCAGUGGAAUGGGAAUCAGCUGGCGUGGGGACCGGAAAAGUCGGACUAUCCACUGCAAGAAUCUAUUGUAUCUGGCAUCAGAGUAAUAGCGGCUCCGACCAAUUUCGGUCUUCUCCAAAGUCUUCAGGAGAAGUGGCGUGCACAGAUUGCAGACGAGACACGUGGGGAGUUUGACUCCACGUAUUCAUCCUCCUACCUUCAGCCCGGCAGGGACGCUAUGGCCCAGCCAAGGUAUGCCAUACCACGCGCCCAGUCAACCAAUCUUCACCCAGUCAACAAAAUCAACAAGGACCUUCAUUUCCGUGGUGUGACAGCCCUGAAAGCUCCGGAGAAACUACCUGAAAUACCGAUUCGUGCCAUGACAACCGUUGGCAUGUGAAUGAGGCAACAAUUUUAGGAUUGGUUUUUAAAGAAAAAGUUUUUAUUAAUGUGUGAUGGUAUAUCAUACACAUUUUAUAAGCAUAUUUUUUAUUUCUGGAAAUUGAACAUUUAAAUGUGAUAUUUUUUAUCACUUGUUACUUUACUUUUGUUACUUCAUUCUUGCUCAUAAAGUGUUUCAUAAAGAUUUAUUGUUUUGUUUUUUUUGGUUUGUAAUAUUUACCAGCUAUAACUGUCAUGAUACAUUUCGCUUUGUUGUAAGAAUAAGUCAUAGCUGACCUUUUGUGUAUGAAUUGAUCAAGAUGUUUCAUUGUUCACAACUCCUUAAUCUUGUGAUAGGGAUCUUGAGUGCAUUUUCCAAAAGACAUUUAACCCUUUAGCACUUAGAUACGUAUUAAACCCUUUACCACUUAGAUACAUAUUUUGACACAUUUGAAGUCCCUUAGAAAAUUUAAUUUAAUUAAAGAUCUUUCUUACUUGAUUAAAGUUUUAAAGACUUUAUUUCAACUCAAAGAUAGUGAUGAGCAGCAAACAGCAUAAAACCUGAACAGACUUUGAGUUACUCACAGGCUGUUUUGGUUUUAUACUGUUACACUAAGCCAUUUUAACAUUCCGUCUGAGUGGGAAAGGGCUAAGUGACCACAAAGGCACCAAAUAGAGAUUUGAACAUCUGGAGUCCCAAUAAGUUUCCAGCCUAAGAUGAGUUUCGGUUCAAAUAAAGCAAACCAACAGCAGUGACCUAGGCUAGAGAAGCAUAGUUCGAGAUUGUAUGGCAUAAUGCCAAAUGCUGCAGCAUGAUUACUUAAAAUUUUGUGUGCAAUUAUUUACCAGAUAAUCAAAGCCUGGAAGCCUGGUUAAAUGAAAUCUUUAUGCAGAUGUUUCAACAUUUCAAUGACCAAACAAGUUGGUCACAUUUUAAUACAUUACAAUCUUACAUGUGUGCUGAUAACACUUCUUUAACCAGUGUAAUAAAACAAGCACAGCAGAUCAAUCUGGAUACAUCAGAAAACACUUAGCACAGGUGCAAACUUCUCCUUAUCUGGUUGUUCAUGUUGAUCAUGCUAUAAAUGAUUUUUCUUUUUAUUCCAUGUCAAAUUGUAAUUGUUAUAAAUGCUGAUCAUUGUUUUCUAUAAUACAUGUUUUUAUAUGUUCAUAGUUAAAAUGUAUAAACCUUCACUGUGUUAUUUACUUUGCUGUGAUCUUCACAAAUCGUUGAUUAUUUGAAUAUUAAGUAAAUUUUUAGACACUUUAGGCAUUCUAAACCACUUGAGCAUUUGAGUUUAAUGGUUGAAUUGUAUUUUCAAAUUUUUCCUAAAAUGAUGGUUAUUAUAUUAAUAGAUACAUAUUUCAGCUGGGAAAAAAAUGUUAUUAAUUCGAAAUGUAUUAUUAACCAUUAAUAUAAAUAUUAUUAAUGUUGUGCAUAAUACAGCUUUGAAUGCUGAUAAGUUUCUAUCCAUAUUUGUUCAAGCUCAGUCCUGUGAUAGUUGUUGGAUGUAUUCAUCUUGGCUAGUUGGACGUAUUCAUCUUGGCUUGUUGGAUGUAUUCAUCUUGGCUUGUUGGAUGUAUUCAUCUUGGCUUGUUGGAUGUAUUCAUCUUGUCUAGUUGGAUGUAUUCAUCUUGGCUUGAUGGAUGUAUUCAUCUUGGCUAGUUGGAUGUAUUCAUCUUGACUAGUUGGAUGUAUUCAUCUUGGCUUGUUGGAUGUAUUCAUCUUGGCUUUUUGGAUGUAUUCAUCUUGGCUUCGUACAUCUGUGAUAUAGUUUGUUACUCUUUUACGUUUGCUCAAAAUAGAUUAAACUUGCUUAUUAAAUAAGUCAUUUUAACUGUAUAGUAUCUAGUGUAAAAAUUAUAAACAAUGCAUAUGUGAGAACAUUUUACUUUUCUCAGCAGACUCAGUAUUAUAUGAGUAAUAAUUAAACAAGUGUGAUUUUUUUGUUUUAGCUACAAAUACAAUAUGUUUAGUUUAGCCUAUCAUUAUUGCAUGUAUUUAUAUGCUUUUAUUAUAUAUUUGUGAAAUGUUUAUAUUUAUGUAUAUUUGAAACAUAGGCGCUCGGUUGUUAACAAAUGAAAGCAUCUCUCGAAGCCCGAUUGGUUUAUUUUGCACAAGGUACGCAUACUAUUUCUAUGAUAGAGACAGUCAAUCAGCAAGAUGUGAUAUUAAGAAAAGACAAGCGCCUUGUUCCAUAGAUGUACAAGUAGCAUAAUCUAGAUAAGAUAAGUUGAAAUGCAUGUUAACUGCGAAAAAUAAGUUCAUGACAUAAUUUUAACUGGAUGCAAAUGCACGCAAAAAUUGAAGUACCAGUUCUUCAUGCAGAUUUCAUAAACAAAUUUUGAAGUGUUGACUUUCUUUUCCGAUGCUAUAGAAAAGUUCAAGUGCAUGACCUUGUUUGUGAAUGAUUUUAUAUUGUUAUAGAAGAGUCCAUUUUGUUUAAUAGCACUGUGCCUAUUGUUUCAAAUACACAAUCAUCUCAGUAUUAACACCACUUCAGAAUUAGUACCCUAUGUUAAACAUAUCUGUGCAGUAUUAUAUAAUGUUUUUGUUUAGUUAUGAAUCUGUUUUAGUAUAAACUUGUUCUUAAAAAAAGCAGACAUGGGGUAAUAGGUAGAUAAAGUAUUGCCAGUUGCCUGUUUUAAGCCUUCUUUGCAUCAUGAUGCAACCAUAAAUCAGUAUUCAAACCCAAGAUGUAUUACAAGUUAUAGGGUAUCUGUUAACACUUUCUAUUUGUUUUUUAUUUGUGUGUUUACAAAGUUUAUCUGUGUUAUUCCAACACCUUAUGUGUGUUUCUGUUGUAUUCAUGUCUUGUAUAAAAGAAUAUACUGGCAUUAAAUCCCUUCAUACCCAAA
Messenger RNA from Dreissena polymorpha, 3859 nucleotides. RefSeq names its product cilia- and flagella-associated protein 107-like. The coding region runs from base 306 to 1019 and encodes 237 amino acids. Lineage: Eukaryota; Metazoa; Mollusca; Bivalvia; Myida; Dreissenidae. The record is from RefSeq and is a predicted model, not a curated record. The transcript is spliced from 5 exons.